Molecule: messenger RNA, 5370 nt
Organism: Periconia digitata
Lineage: Eukaryota; Fungi; Ascomycota; Dothideomycetes; Pleosporales; Periconiaceae
Source: the annotation of a GenBank genome assembly
AUGAAAGUUAUCUAUCUUAGUAACGAGUAUCGAUUGGAGGAGCUUCCAGAUCUCUUCCGUCAGUUACAUGAACGAAGUAAAAGCAGAGAUUACCCUGUUCUUGCCAAGUUCUUGCAGGACAGCACCAUCGCAAUUCGAGACGAGAUACGACAAUUGCCAACAAGCUUGCGGCUACAGAUCCCCACCUUUGAGACCAUUCUCACGUUCAUAGACUUCUCAGAUUUACGAAAAGGCCCAUUGUCGGGAUCGGUUGAUGGCCUGCUACUCUGUAUUGCCGAGCUUGGAACCCACAUUAGUCGAUACGAGAGCGAUCCUAGCGCAUUCAAUCAUGCAAACGGAAACAUUUAUCUGGCAGGCCUGGGUAUCGGCCUCCUUACCGCUCCGGCAUUGUCACUGGCGAAGACAGUGUUCGAUAUUGCGACUAUCGGAGUUCAGGUCAUGCGACAAGCAUUUCGUCUAGGCGUUUUAGUCCACGAAGUUUCGCAGAACCUACAACAUGAUGAUUAUGAAGAAGACGCUCCUUUGGAAUCCUGGGCUUACGUCGUACCCAAUGUAGACGCAAGUGCUGUCCAGAAGCAGCUGGACACAAUGCACAAGGCUAAGUCUACUUUCGCAAAGAGUACCCCCGAAGCUGCCAGGAUCUUCAUAAGCGCCUAUUCUGAUACCUCCGUUACGAUCAGUGGGCCUCCUGGAAGGCUUAAGAAUCUAUUUCGAAUGGAUGAUUUCUUUCGCGACCUAAGACAUAUUGCGUUACCAGUCUACUCUGGUCUAUGUCACGCUCCCCACGUAUACUCUGACGCGAACGUGAAGACAAUUGUUACUACGCCCUCGCUGCAGCGGAUAAACUCCAUGUUCACCCCCCAGCACCCUAUUUUCUCAACCAGUACUGGUCAGCCUUUUGAUGCGACAGACGCGCUCGGCUUGUUUGAACAAAUAAUCAAGGAGAUUCUCACAAAGUCCAUCCACUGGAACAAAGUGAAGCAAAGUUUGAGGCAAAUAGGGGAGAAAAAUCCCAAACGCGGGGUGCAGCUACAAGUAUUUCGAACAUCGAUGCCUUUCGUAGAGCUCACUGAGGCGUUCAAGAAGAUUCCAAACCUAAAACAGUCCGUCGAGGAGCUGGGGAUCUGGAUCAAUGACAAGCCUCGCGUUUUGGAUGAUGUCGAUUUGGACCCGAGUGCCACCGACAAGCACCCAACAAAUCAAAAGAUCGCUAUCGUAGGGAUGUCUUGCCGAAUGCCAGGUGGGGCGACCGAUACGGAGAGGUUCUGGAAACUACUUGAGCAAGGCUUAGAUGUGCACCGGAAGAUACCUGCUGAUAGAUUUGAUGUUGAUUCUCAUCACGAUCCCACUGGAAAGCGUAUGAAUACGUCAAUUACUCCCUAUGGAUGUUUCAUCGAUGAACCGGGUCUAUUUGACGCGCCAUUCUUCAAUAUGUCCCCUAGAGAGGCGCAGCAAACAGAUCCAAUGCAGCGCCUUGCCCUAGUCACCGCGUACGAAGCGUUAGAAAGAUCUGGUUAUGUGGCAAAUCGGUCGGCAUCAACGGAUUUGCAUCGAACAGGAACAUUCUAUGGCCAAGCAAGUGACGACUACCGUGAGGUCAAUUCUGCGCAGGAGAUUAGCACAUAUUUCAUACCCGGCGGAUGUCGCGCUUUCGGACCCGGAAGAAUCAACUAUUUCUUUAAAUUCUCGGGACCCUCCUAUAGUAUUGACACGGCCUGCUCUUCCAGUCUGGCUACUAUUCAGAGCGCUUGUACUGCCUUGUGGGCGAACGAGAUUGACAUGGCAGUGGCGGGAGGGACGAAUGUCCUUACAAACUCAGAUGCCUUCGCGGGUUUGGGUAAUGGUCAUUUUCUGUCAAAAACACCGAAUGCCUGCAAGACGUGGGACGCAGAAGCGGACGGAUACUGUAGAGCCGAUGCUGUUGCCUCCAUAGUUCUCAAACGACUGGAUGAUGCUGAAAAGGAUAACGAUAAUAUUCUAGGGGUUAUCCUCUCGGCCGCAACCAAUCACUCAGCUGAAGCAGUUUCGAUUACGCAUCCCCAUGCCGGCCAUCAAGCCUAUCUUGGAACUCUCGUUUCGAAUCGCGCUGCAAUUAACCCACUCGACGUCAGCUUUGUUGAAAUGCAUGGCACAGGCACGCAGGCCGGUGACGCUGAAGAAAUACAAUCGGUCACCAAUGUGUUUGCGCCCUCGAAGAAGCGUCGCAGUGCUAAGAACCCGCUGUAUAUAGGAGCAGUCAAAGCGAACGUAGGUCACAGCGAAGCCGCGGCUGGCGUAACUGCUGUCGUCAAGGUACUCCUCAUGUUGCAGAAGAACGCGAUCCCUCCUCACGUCGGAAUCAAAAACGAGAUCAAUCCAAGAUUUCACGAUAUAGGCAAGCUCAACGUUCGUAUACCAUACGAAAAAACAGCUUGGCCACGGGAGGAAGGCAAAAAACGUCUAGCUGUUGUGAACAACUUCAGUGCUGCCGGAGGAAACACCUGCAUCGCCAUUGAGGAUGCACCAGUGCGAAAAUCUCACGGCAUAGACUCGCGCCCCGUCCAUUCAGUUGUUGUUUCGGCCAAAAGUAAGGUUUCCUUGAAAGGGAAUCUGGAAAGGAUGGUUGCAUACCUAGAUGCGAAUCCAAGCAUCUCAUUGGCCGACCUUUCGUACUCCACCACGGCCCGUAGAUACCACCACAAUCACCGCGUGUCCGCAACUGGGUCCACCAUCGAACAGGUAAAAAAACAGCUCUCAACAGCACUUGGUGCUGCCGACUCACGGAAGCCCGUUCCGAGUCCGCCCCCGAUCGCUUUCGCGUUCACAGGUCAAGGAGCUUCGUACAAAUCGUUCAAUCUAGAGCUAUUCCAUGACUCCCCAUAUUUCCGGUCUCAGAUCAUGCUACUGGACGAUCUGGCUCGAGGACAAGGGUUCCCUUCAUUUAUUCCGGUGUUGGACGGAAGCUACCCUGAAAACCAUCAGCAUUCACCCGUCAUCACCCAGCUUGCACUCUGCUGCACAGAAAUUGCCCUGGCGCGGUAUAUGAACUCUCUGGGUGUGAGACCUGACGUUGUAGUCGGCCACAGUCUUGGUGAAUACGCCGCUCUACAUGUCGCGGGUGUUAUCUCCGCAUCCGACGCAGUAUUCCUCGUUGGAAAAAGAGCGCAGAUGCUGGAAGCUAGAUGCCGAGUGGGGAGUCACAAAAUGCUGGCCGUACGGGCUUCGGUGCAGAUGAUCGAAGAAAGCGUCAGCGGCAAAGACGUAUCAUACGAGAUCGCUUGUAUCAACGGACCUAAGGAAACAGUUCUCAGUGGCCCAGUGGAGAGAAUCGACAAACUGAUACCCAUCCUCGAGGGUAGUGGCUAUAAAUGUUACAGUCUCGAUGUGGCUUUUGCUUUUCAUUCAGCUCAGAUCGAGGAGGAUUUGCUAGAUGAUUUCGAGGAACUAGCCAAAGGGGUCAUCUAUCAGGCGCCAGCUGUCCCAGUGAUUUCUCCUCUUCUAAACAAGGUUGUAUUUGACGAGAAGACGCUGAAUGGUAAUUAUAUGCGCCGAGCCACGCGAGAGACCGUCAAUUUUUUGGCAGCCCUUGAAACAGCCCAGAGAAUUGGAACGCUGGACGACGAUACAACCUGGAUUGAAAUAGGACCUCACCCAGUUUGUAUUGGCUUUGUAAAGUCAACGCUCUCCCCAUCCACUGUUUUGGUGCCCUCUCUUCGUAGAGGCGAGAAUAACUGGACCACAAUGGCGAACAGCCUUGCGACACUGCAUUGUGCUGGAGUUCCAAUUGCUUGGAAUGAGUUCCAUGCUCCGUUUGAGAAGUCACUCCAGCUUCUUGAUCUGCCUACAUAUGCUUGGAACGACAAGAACUUUUGGAUUCAGUACCAUGGCGACUGGGCGCUGACGAAGGGGAACACCUACUAUGAUGCUGAGAAAGCGCAGCAGAAUCAGGUACCACAGCAACUAUCAGCGCGAGUAUCGGGAUUGAGCACCUCCACCGUGCAAAAUAUCAUCGAAGAACAUUUUUUUGGAACUUCAGGGACCGUUAAGAUGCAGUCUGACCUUGCUUAUCCUGAUUUCCGAGCGGCUGCUUGGGGACACAAGAUGAACGGAUGCGGUGUGGUGACAUCUUCUAUUCAUGCGGAUAUUGCCUACACCAUGGGCGAAUAUCUAUAUCACAAGCUUCGUCCAGGAAACGGUAGCAAAGACGUCAAAGUCGACAUCAGCAACCUCCAAGUCUUCAAAGGUCUCGUUGCCAACAGCGAUCCCAAUACUCCGCAAGUAAUUCAGGUUGAGAUUCAUACGCCAGACAUUACAUCCAACAGAGCUCAGAUGUCGUGGUACAAUGUAGUUUCUGGCACAAAACACGAUGAGCCUUUCGCAACAGCGAUUCUCAUGUACGGUCAGGCGACGGAUUGGUUGGCUUCAUGGUCACCACUUAAUCACCUGAUACAAUCACGUAUCGCCCAACUCGAUAGCCUAGCCAACUCUGGAGUAGCCAAUCGCUUUAGCCGGAGCAUGGCCUAUCUUCUAUUUGCGAACAAUCUCGUCGACUACCACGACAAAUAUCGCGGGAUGACCUCGGUGGUCUUGAAUGAGAUGGAGGCAUACGCUGAUGUUACCCUAACGCAGGAGAAAGGUGGCUCCUGGACCGUGCCGCCAUACUUUAUUGACAGCGUCGCCCAUAUCGCCGGGUUCAUAUGCAACGUCAGCGAUGCUAUAGACACCAAAACAAAUUUCUGUGUCACGCCUGGUUGGCAGUCCAUGCGCUUUGCGAAGCCCUUGGUGGCCGGGGCUAAGUAUCGCUCCUACGUCAAGAUGAUACCCGCGCCGGAAGACAACACGACAUAUUACGGAGAUGUGUACAUUUCGCAAGAUAAUGAGAUCAUGGGCGUUGUGAAGGGUAUAGAAUUUCACAGAUAUCCGCGGAUUCUACUGAGCCGAUUCUUCUCCGCUCCAGAUGACAAGAAGGCUCCUCCAGUUGCUUCUGCAGCUCCUGCGGCCCCUAAGGUUGUCGCUCCUGCCCGCACCGUGCCCACCGUCACAGCACAAGAGAAAUCGGCUCCCGUUACUGCCAGUGCGACAGCCUCAACAGCAAUAGUCCCGGAAGAACCAAAGGUCAAUGGUGUCAUCGCAGAAGAACCAGCAAAGGGGCUCAAUCCAGACAGCAUCACCGCCAAAGCGUUCAACAUCAUUGCCAAAGAAUCUGCUCUUGAUUUGGCCGAUCUCACCGACGAUGCGCAGUUUGCCAAUCUCGGCAUUGAUUCACUCAUGAGUUUGGUGAUAGCAGAGAACUUUAGAGAGCAGCUCGGUGUGGUUGUUAGUGGCAGUCUCUUCCUGGAGUACCCUGCAAUAGGAGACCUUCGUGCGUGGUUAGAAGAAUAUCACGGCUAG